This is a messenger RNA of Jatropha curcas, 1835 nucleotides long. RefSeq names its product zinc finger CCCH domain-containing protein 6. The record is from RefSeq and is a predicted model, not a curated record. Lineage: Eukaryota; Viridiplantae; Streptophyta; Magnoliopsida; Malpighiales; Euphorbiaceae. Gene Ontology annotation, molecular function: metal ion binding.
GUUCAAAAAGGAAGAGGAGUCGAUAAAUAAAUAAAAGCCAAAAAUAAAUAAAUAAACUAAGAUAAAGUUCUCCUUUCUAGGGUUUCCUUCUCCUUUUAAAUCUCUCUGCUUCCUCUUGCUGAGCCGUCUUCCAUUCAACCUCUUAAGCUCUGUUCAUAGAGUAUAUAAAAGAAAUUGAUUAAAAUCUUUUGGAUUUUAAACCUUCUUCAAGUUGUUUUUUUUUCAAAAAUUUUUUUUGAAAUCUAUCGAUUUUUCUUAUUUUAGAUCUGAUUGAUUGAUUAAUUAGAGGUUUUAAGAGAGAUCUGAAACUAUAAGAUAUGAAGCGAUCGAGGAAAUCGAACAGGGUAACGUGGGCUGCAGGUGUUAAUCUUUGUCAGGUAAAGCUCUUUCUAACUGAGGAUUCCCCUUCAAAAGUUGGUACGCAAGCUCAAGAUAACCUUCAGAAAAAACCAUCAUGGGUACUGCAUCAUUCAAAUGCAGAUGAAUUCAAUGAUCUCCCCCCUGGUUUUGAAGGGUGUCACACUUUGAAGAAUCCUUUAAAAGUGGAAUCAUCCCUCAUCCCUACAAUUCAAUGGAAGAGUCCUCCCAAACUUGUUCUCAGUUAUGACUGGCACGUUGGAGCAGGUGAAGAAAGCCUAGAGGCAAAGGCUCAAAAACUGAGGGAAAUGAGAGUGCUUGAAGCAGUUUUUCCACGCCCUUCUGCUAUUCCUCCUGGCCCGUCUAUUUCAUUGGACAUAGAAGAGGAAUAUUACGAUGAUAGAUUGACUCCCAUCAUUCCUCUCAUUCCCAUCGAGGAAGAGGCAGCUGGAGAAAUAUCUGAUUCAUCAGCACCAGUGAACAAUUUAUCAAAAUCUCCGGCUAUAUUACCAACAAGACUCCCAAAUUCUGCAGCGCAUAACAUUCCUGAACUAGAACCACGUACGAGCAAAAAACGAACUCACGGAGUAUCACCUGAUACAGGUGCUGAUUUAAUGGCUGCUGCUUCUGCUGCAGCUACUGCUUUAAUGAAAAGCAUGGAGGAUGGGAGCCAGAUUGACACUGAUUUACUCAUUAAAAUCUUAAGUGACCCAAAAAUGAUUGAGAAAUUGAUCAAUAACAAGAAACCACCUCUUAGCCCGGCUAGUUCACCUACCGAUGGCAAUUUGCAUAAUAUAUUUGCAGGGUUGAAACCGAUACCAAAACCAGUUGCAAGAUCAACUUCCUUGCCUACCGUACUUUCUUCCCCGAUACCGGGCAGUCUGCAGCCUCCAUCUACCCUUAGUGAGGUGCAACCAACAGGAACUAGAAUGCCAAGCCAACCCAUGACUCGACCUGUGGUAGCAAAUUUGGUGCAAUCUAAAGCAAACAGCUUUCUGGCCCAGCCAGUGAUGGCUCCAAAGCCUAUACCUAAUGUGAUGCCACCACCUUUAGGAGUGAUGCCAGUAAAGGACGUGAACUACAUUAAAAAUCUCAUUAGGGAACAUGGAUCUGAAAAGAAGGACCAAAAUUAUAAUAAAAUUCAAAACUUGGGCUUUGCACAAAAUUUGAAACUGAGAGAAGAAAAGCCCAAGUUUCAAAAGCCUUGCAUGUAUUACAAUACUCCUAGGGGUUGCAGGAAUGGCUCCAAUUGUCUUUUCCGACACGACUCGUCGUUUCAGUUUCAAACUGGUGGCUCUAUAGAGGCCCCAGGUGCAAAGAGAAUUAAAUUGAGUGGUGAGAUCACUGGGAGGUCGUAGGUAAGAAUAGUUUGCUUUAAUUUGGCAUGAGGAUGUAAAUAGGAAGUUUGAGCACUCUAGAGAGAAUUUGAAAUUCUUUUAUUUAAUGGUUACAAAUUUGGUUUUUUAGUGCCACGUUUA